AUGAACGACACCUGCAGCCCCUCCGGUGCCCCCGUCUGGUCCCCGGCAGUCACGCACAUCCUCUACAGCUACACGGGUGCGCUGCUGGUGCUGGGCCUGCUGCUCAAUGGCCUGGCGCUCUGGGUCUUCUGCUGCCGCAUGCAGCGGUGGACGGAGACCCGCGUCUACAUGACCAACCUGGCGGUGGCCGACCUCUGCCUGGUCUGCAGCCUGCCCUUCAUGCUGUACACGCUGCAGCACCCCUCAGGGGUGGACACGCUGUUCUGCCAGCUCUCACAGGCCGUCUACCUGACCAACAGGUACCUGAGCAUCAGCCUGGUCAUGGCCAUUGCCGUGGACCGCUACGUGGCAGUGAAGCACCCACUGUGUGCUCGCAGGCUCCGCUCCCCGCAGCAGGCUGCAGCCGUGUGUGCGGUCCUCUGGGUCCUGGUGACCGUCUUCCUGGGGCUGCGCUGGUUCCUGGGGGUGCAGGAGGGCGGCUUCUGCUUCACGAGCCGCUCCCGCAACUUCAGCACGGCGGUGUUCUCGCUGCUGGGCUUCUACCUGCCGCUGGCCGUGCUGGUCUUCUGCUCUCUGCAGGUGGUGACCGCCCUGGCCCGGAGGCCGGCCUCCGGCCCGGCGCAGGCAAAGGCCACCCUCAAGGCCACCCGCAUGGUCUGGGCCAACCUGGUUGUGUUUGUGGUCUGCUUCCUGCCCCUGCACGUAGUGUUGACGGUGCAAGUCCCUGUGGGGUUGCACGUUCAUCCUGGCUGUGGCAUCCCGGCUGCUCUCCGCAGUGCCCUUUUGGUCACCAGCAAGCUCUCAGAUGCCAACUGCUGCCUGGACGCUGUCUGCUACUACUACAUGGCCAAGGAGUUCCAGGAGGCAUACGCUGUGGCUGCAGACCCCAGUGCCAAGGCCCGCAGGGGCCAGGACUCUCUGUGUGUGACCGUCGCCUAG
Molecule: messenger RNA, 939 nt
Organism: Cynocephalus volans (Philippine flying lemur)
Lineage: Eukaryota; Metazoa; Chordata; Mammalia; Dermoptera; Cynocephalidae
Gene: GPR35
Product: G protein-coupled receptor 35
Exons: 1
Coding region: 1-939 (312 amino acids)
Biological process (GO): positive regulation of Rho protein signal transduction; phospholipase C-activating G protein-coupled receptor signaling pathway
Cellular component (GO): plasma membrane
Molecular function (GO): G protein-coupled receptor activity
Source: RefSeq, a predicted model, not a curated record